Molecule: messenger RNA, 1320 nt
Organism: Angiostrongylus costaricensis
Lineage: Eukaryota; Metazoa; Nematoda; Chromadorea; Rhabditida; Metastrongylidae
Source: the annotation of a GenBank genome assembly
AUGACUGGUUUAUGGCUAAAGAGCUGUACAAUCACCGUAUACAAUAAUGGGCGUGGGCUACCUAUUGAAGUACAUCCCGUAGAGGGUAUUUAUGUUCCAACUUUGAUUUUCGGUAACCUGUUCACAUCCUCAAAUUAUGAUGAUAGAGAAGUGAAAGUCGUUGGUGGUCGAAAUGGGUAUGGUGCCAAACUCUGUAAUAUUUUCUCAAAGGAGUUCAUCGUAGAGACAUCGUCAAAAGAGAGCAGUCGGUCUUUUAAACAGGUAUGGACGAACAAUAUGUGUGAAGCAAGCGAACCCAUUGUAAAAGAGCAAACUGUGUCCGAUGGCACAAGAAUCACAUUUCGUCCGGAUAUGGAAAAAUUUGGUACCACCGCACUCGACGAUGAUAUCUGUAAAAUGUUCAGGAAGAGAACAUAUGAUAUUGCUGGUACACUUCACGGAGUGUCUGUUUACUACAACAAUGAGCAGGUCAAGGGAGGUACGCACGUCGACUACAUUACUAAUCAAUUAGUUAAUAUGAUAAAGCCUCUUGUGGAGAAAUCACUGAGGAGCAAUAUUAAAAAAAUUGUGGUGAAAAAUCAUCUUUGCGUUUUCGUCAAUGCAUUGAUCGAAAAUCCAGCAUUCAGUAGUCAGUCGAAGAGUGUUCUUACAACAUCUGCAUCGAAAUUCGGCUCAAAAUGCAUCUGCGAUGUUACCAUUGUCCAGUCGUGGGCAAUCGAAUCAGGAUUAGUGGAGGAGUUAAUUAACGAUUCCAUGGCCAGAGAAGGGCGAUCUGCGAGAAAAGUGAAGCCAAAGGUUGUUGAUGAUCUGUCGAAUAUCGUCAAAUUAGAAGACGCUAACUGGGCUGGUGACUCUGCAAAGGCCCUUGCCAUCGCUGGGCUUGAAGUUGUUGGCAGAGAUCGCUACGGUGUGUUUCCAAUUGUAGGUAAACCAGCAAACGUGUCUGGUUUAUCGAUGGAGAAGGUGACCUCUUCCUCCGAGAUUAAUUCGCUAUUACGAAUUUUGGGCCUGACAUAUGGGGUUGACUACUCGUUGUCUGAAAAUCGUGUGAAGUUGCGCUAUGGUGGAAUAAUCAUACUUACCGACCAGGACGAGGACGGAUCUCAUAUUAAAGGUCUCAUUAUUAAUCUGCUGCACACUUUUUGGCCACAGUUACUUCGAGGCGGAUUCGUUUGGUCUUUUGUGACCCCGUUGCUUAAGGUGCGGGCUAUCGUUUUGUUCUCGAUUGGUCGAUCAACUAAUUCGAGGAAUUGUCGCUGUACCUUCUCGCAAGGCAGCGAGCUUCACGCCGAUUUAAAAAUGCCGGAGUUUGCCUUUUAA